Molecule: messenger RNA, 900 nt
Organism: Leptidea sinapis
Lineage: Eukaryota; Metazoa; Arthropoda; Insecta; Lepidoptera; Pieridae
Gene: RpS9
Product: 40S ribosomal protein S9
Exons: 5
Coding region: 167-580 (137 amino acids)
Biological process (GO): positive regulation of translational fidelity; translation
Cellular component (GO): cytosolic small ribosomal subunit
Molecular function (GO): rRNA binding; structural constituent of ribosome
Source: RefSeq, a predicted model, not a curated record
UUUCCAUAAUAGUGUUCUGUGACCCGCAAUUCGUCUAACUCUGUGACGUGACGUUUCUAAGUUGACUUGACAUUGAUGUUUGAGACUUUGAAGUUUGAGUCUAGUAUUUGUAAAUCAAUCAUAUAACCUCUCUUUCGGCGGUGCGUGUUGAACGAAGCUCGCCAAGAUGGUGAACAACCGCGUGCCGUCCGUGUUCUCCAAGACUUACGUGACGCCCCGACGUCCGUUCGAGAAAGCUCGACUUGACCAAGAGUUGAAGAUCAUCGGUGAAUAUGGGUUGAGGAACAAGCGCGAGGUGUGGAGGGUCAAGUACACACUGGCUCGUAUCCGUAAGGCUGCGCGUGAGCUGCUCACUUUGGAAGAGAAAGACCCUAAGAGAUUGUUCGAAGGUAAUGCAUUGCUCCGUCGUCUUGUGAGGAUUGGUGUGCUGGAUGAGAAACAGAUGAAGCUUGAUUAUGUGCUCGGUUUGAAAAUUGAAGAUUUCUUGGAACGUCGUCUGCAGACACAGGUGUUCAAGGCUGGUCUAGCCAAGUCUAUCCAUCAUGCCAGAAUCCUCAUCAGGCAAAGACAUAUCCGGUGAAUGUUGGCUGAUGUGUCUGUCUGUCUGUCAUGGGUGAAGUCACAAUAUUUCAUAAAGACCACUUGUUUCUCACUUGUGAGACACAAUGUCUUGAAAUGUAGCUCUUUUUAGAGCCUGAAACAGAGUCCGCAAGCAAGUAGUAAACAUCCCCUCUUUCAUAGUCCGUCUGGACUCUGGUAAGCACAUUGACUUCUCUCUGAAGUCGCCAUUCGGAGGCGGCAGGCCCGGCCGUGUCAAGAGGAAGAACCUUCGCAAGGGACAGGGUGGCGGUGCUACCAAUGACGAGGAGGAAGAUUAAAUAAACAUAGUUUAUUUAAAAA